GAGGACAUCUUCACGACAAUCGGAAAGCCUAUCACGGAUGCGUGUUUGGAAGGUUACCACUGCUGCCUUCUUGCGUAUGGGCAAACUGGAGCAGGCAAGACCUUUACGAUGGAGGGACCGGAUUGGGACAGCGAAGGGGAAGGAUCCCAGCGAAGCGUGGACAAACGCGGCCUCAUUCCACGAAUUCUGCAGUACAUCUUCCAGAGACUGUCAGCUGACAAGGAGCUGCAGAUGCUAGAGUUCACCAUCCGCUGCUCCUACCUGCAGAUUUACAAUGAGCAGGUGUCCGACCUCCUCGAGCCAGAUUCGGUGAACCUGAAUGUGAGGGAGGACAUGAGGCACGGGAUGUUCGUGGAGGGCCUGCAGGAGGUGGUGGUUUCCACAGCCGACGCCACCUAUGCGCUGUUCAAGCGCGGCUCGCAGAACCGACGCGUGGGCCAGACCGCCAUGAACAUGGAGAGCAGCCGCUCUCAUAGCGUGUUCACUAUUGUGGUGGAAACUCAGCGGCGGGACGACGCAGGGGUGAUGAAGAGGAGGACCUCACGGUUCAAUCUGGUAGACCUAGCAGGGUCGGAGAGGCAGAAGCACAGUGAGGCGCAGGGGAUGCGGCUGAAGGAGGCCGGGAGCAUCAACAAGUCACUUUCUGCGUUGGGAAAUGUCAUCAAGGCCUUGGUUGACAUUGCGGAGGGGAAGGUUCGCCACGUGCCCUAUCGAGACUCGAAGCUCACCUUUCUUCUGAGUGACUCAUUGGGUGGCAACUCCAAGUGCACCCUGCUGGCGGCAGUGAGUCCUGCGGAGCGCAACAUGGAUGAAACGAUGUCGACGCUCAAGUUUGCGCAGCGGGCGAAGCUGAUGCACAACGAGGCGGUAGUGAACGAGCUGAUGAUGGGCAACCCCGCCGUCAUGGGCGAGGAGAUUCGGCGCUUGCGCCUCGAAAUCGCCGAGCUUAGAGCAGAGAACGAGCGCAUCUGCCGCCUGGAGCAGAUCAUCUCGCAAUCCACCAAGCGGGCUCUGGAAGCGGAGAGGCAGGCGGGGCAGGAGGUGUCGAAGCAGAGCAAGAGAGCCGAUGCUGCUGAGGCCCUGGCGGAAGGGCUCAAGAGGAGUGUCCAGGGGCUGAAGAUGGUGGUGAAGCUGCGGGACGAGAGGAUCAAGCGGGUGGAGGCGCAGGGGAGGUGCGAGGGGCAGUGUGUGCGGGGGGAGGACGCGGCAGCAGUGGAGGAGCUGACUCAGGAAGUGGAGGUGCUGAGGCGCAUGGUGGAGAGGAACCCCGAUGCCAUCCGCUUCCAGCUGGAGGUUGACGUCUGCAAAGCGCGCAUCAGCGAGCUGGAGGAGCAGCUACAGACGGGCACGAGCGAGGGGGACAAGGUGGCGGCACUGGAGCGCCUGAACAACGCCCUGAGGGAGGAGCUCAAGGAGGCGUUCGACGAGAACGAGGCGCUGCGAGGCAAGGAGGAGGAGGGGCGGCGGGAGCGGGAGGAGCUCCGAGCCAAGCUCGUUGGCAUGGAGGAGCAUGUGAAGAAGGUGGCAGCAGUGGCGGAGCAGUACCGCACGGAGGUGAACAACACACGGCAGCUUCAGCGCAGCGUCAACGACCGCAAGCACGAGUUUGAUGAUGCGCGCGUCCGGUGUGGAGUGGCGGAAGCGAAGGUGGGCAAGCUGCUGCAGCAGCUGGCGGCCACCCAGCAGGCGGAAUCAGUGCUCAAGGUGGAGGCCGCAGAGCACCACGCUCAGAGCGCCGCCCUCGCUCGGGACCUGCAGGCGUGCCGGGCCGAGCUGGCGAGGAGUGUGGCCGAGAGCGAGAGGAGCGCAGCUGACGCAGCACAGCUGCGGGCUGAUUUGGAAGCGGUGCGGAGGCAGGUGGAGGGGUUGUUGGAGGAGAAGGCGAAGGCUGAGGGAGAGGCGGCAGAGGCAGCAGCUGCUGGGAAGGAGAAGGAGAGGGUGGCGGAAGAGCAGAGGAAGGCGUUAGAAGAGGCACUGGAGGAGAUGAGGAGAGCGCAGGUGGAGGCGGAAGAUGCUGGGAGAGAGAAGGUUCGGGAGCUUGAACAACAGAAGAGAGUGUUGGAGGAGGGACUAGAGGGAAUGAAGCGAAAGCUGGUGGAGAUGGAGGAUGCUGGGAAGGAGAAGGAGGGCGCGUUAGAAGAGCAGAAGAGCGCGCUGGAAGAGGAGCUUGAGGGAAUUAAGAGAAAGCAGCAGGAGAUGGAAGAUGCUGCGAGGGAGAAUGCGAAGGAGCUUGAAGAGCAGAAGAGGGUGUUGGAGGAGGAGCUUGAGGGGAUGAAGGGGAAGCAGGCGGAGCUGGAGGAGAAGGUGCAAGCGCUGGAGAAAGAGCGGGAGCUGCUGUGGGCUGCAGCAGAGAAGAGCGGGGCGGACGGUGAUGCUGACGGCGCUGAUGGUGCUGUUGGUUCAGAUGCUGCAAAGAAGCGGUCGGAACUGAGCGAGAGGAUAGCGAAGCUGGAGGAGGAGCUGAAGACGGAGAGGGGUCGGGUGAUUGACCUGGCAGAGAAGGUGGGCGACAGGGACGGGCUGCUGGAGGCUGCUUGCGAGAGGCAGAGGCGGGCGGAGGAGGCGGCGGAGAGGGCGAGGAGGGAGGCGGAGGAGUUCGCUGCUGGGGGGCGCAAGCUGCAGCAGGUGAACCUGGCGCUGGAGGAGCAGCUGUGCUCGGCGCUGCAGGGUCUGAAGGAGGCGAAGGAACGGGUGGGGCGACUGGAGCAGGAGAGUGUGGGUCUGCUGGAGGAGGCUAUAAUGCUGGAGAAGGAAACGGGAGAGGAGCAGAAGCAGCGAGAGGAGGAGGAGGAGGAGAAGGAGGAGCAGCAGGAGAGGCGUGAGGGAGGAGGGAGUGGAAGCAAGCGGAGGUGGCAGGAGACUGUGAAGGGUUAUGAGGAAGCAGGGGAGGCAGGUGGGGAGGAGGAAAAGGAAGGUAUUCUCAGCCCAAUGACUCUGUGCCUCACAGAGCUCCGUGAUGUGACCAACAGGACAAGCCCUUCGCGAGGAGCAGAUAAAGGCAGCAGCGCAGCAGAUGCAAAGGGGAAGGAACCUGAUUCGCACGAAGGAGGGGCUGGUUCUGCCCCCAGCCCAGUUCCCCUCCUCGGCUCUGCAGCAGACAUGCCUGCGCUACCUGCCUGUGCUUCUGCCAAUGCGUUUCUCGCAAAUAGGUGGACUCUUCCCUUUGCCGGAGACAACGUUUCUGCCAGCGCUGACUUGGACAGCGACCUGCUCAGAUAUGCAGUGAUUGGGGCGGUGGGAGGGCAGGCAGGGGGCGAAGGAGCCACGCAAGGUGCGUUGGGGCGAAGGCUAGAGAAGAAGAAGCGGAGGAGGAGCGCGCCAGUGAGCCAAGCAGAGGCGCAGGCGGAGAAGCUGAGGCUGAUGGAGGCGCAGGUGCGGCACAUGGUGAAGCAGCUCGCGGCCGCUCACGCCGAGGUGAAGAGCCUGUCCGGGAGGAUGCAGAAGGCGGGUCCGCUGAUGGUGCGGAUGCAGGAGGUGGUGCAGCAGCUGCGGGCGAAAGGGCAGGCGCUGGAGCUGGCGCUGCUGAAUACGUUGGAGAGGGAGGCGGAGAGGGAGCAGGCGGAGGAGGAUGAGAAGGAGGAGGUCGGGUUGAUGUAUCUGGGGCUGGAGGAGCAGAGAGAUAGGUUGAGGAAAGAGAGGGAUGCGUAUUUGAAGGAGCUGAUGGAGGUGGGUCCGAGGAACGUGGUGCUUUUUGAGGAGCUGAGUGCGGUGAAGGUGAGGCUGGAAGCGGCAAGGGGAGAGAUGGGUGAGAUGGAGGAGGAGCGGGCGAGGCUGCGGAGCAAGUUGGCUAGGCUGAGUCGUAGGCUGGAGCAGCUGAUAACGGGGAGAACGGCAGCGGGUGGACCCCUUGAGAGUCCAUUUAGGGUAGAGCAUGCAGUUAACGUGGAGGUUGCUGCUGACGUGGAGGAUGCGGAUGAGGAGCUCAUGGCUGACGUGGAUGAAGCGCUGGCCGUUGUGAGGGAGCAUGUGGAGGAGGUGGAGAUCAGGAACAGGCAGCUAGCGGAGCAUGUGAGGGCGCUGGAGCAGCAGUGCGAGAGGCUGCAGGCUAAGGCUGAGGGGGUGGGCAGCAGCAAGACGAGGGCUGCGAGGGCUGUGAAUAAGAGCGAAAACGAGGAGCUACAGGGUGGUGGGUUGGGAGUGAAGGCUAAGAGCGGGCCACAGCAGGUGGAUAGACAGCAGGAGUGUGAGAAGAAGGGCGAUGGGCACAAGGGGGAGGAGCAGCAGGGGCAGGAGCAGCAGCGGCUGGCUGGGCAGGUGCAGGAGCUGUUGGCGCGUCUGGCUGCAGCAGAGGAGCAGACAAAGGGCACCAUGGGCCGCGCUGCUCUGGCGGAGCAACGGUGCAGCGAGAUGCAUGCUCGCGUUGCUGUUGUGGUAGCCCGGGAGAGAGCACUGCAGAAGCUGCUCGUGAGCCCGCUGCUGAGGGAUGCCGGGGCUGGGGAUGGAGGGGUUGGAGGGUCUAGGGUUGGAGACGCAGGGGUUGUGAGUAGAGGGGUGAUGGGAGCAGGAGGCGGGGAUGAGAUUGUGGAAGGGUGGAAGGCGAGAUGGCGGCAGCUGGAGCAGGAGCAGGGAGAGCUGGGCUUAAACCUGAACCAGAACGGGGUAGAGGACCAGGAAGGCAAGGGAGAACAGGAGCAUGCGGAGCAGGGAUGUGGGCAGGGAGGGGUGGAAUGCGAUGCAGAGGCUGGUACAAUGGGUGCGGAUGUGGGGCACGAGCAGAGGCGCAUGCAGGUGGAGGAGGUGCGGGGGGUGUUGGCUCAGGUGGUGCUGGUGGAGAGUCUGUUGGCCGUGGUGCUGUGCCGGGCUGGGCUUGCUGGUCUCUCCUCCCGCAUGGAAACCAAGCUGCUGGGAUCAAAUUUGGGGUCAGGAGAAAUGGUGGGGGCAGGAGGAAUAGAAGGGGAAGGUGGUUCGCUGGGCGCGGAAGGAUCAGGUGCUGGUGCAGGUGAAGGAGAGGUCGAGCCAGCGGGGGUGGAUGAAAGGGGGAAGGAAGGAGUGAGCGGGACAGAGAAGGAGGAGGGGACAGGGCAAGAAGGGGGAGGAGGGGAAGGAAGGGCAGCAGAGCAAGGAGUGGGAAGAGAGCAAGUGGAGGAGGUGCUGAACGCGCUGCAGAGGCAGAGGGUGCUGCUUCUUGGUUUCUUGGGCGUGAAGGCAGAGAAAAGCAGCAAGCCAGAGCAGAAUGAGCAAGAGAGGAAUCUGGCAAACGAGGAGGCGGAACGAGCUAUAGCGAGUCCCAGUGAGGGUCUGACCCUUCCGCCUGCGGCCGUGGUAUCCAGGCAAGUCAGAAUCGCACAGCAGCUGGUGCGAGCAGGAUUCGAUGCCCUCAUGGCCAACGACGACACCUGCUGGCUGCGAGGGUCCGUUUUGAGAGGCGUGUAUGCCCUGAGGAAGCUGGUGGAGGAGGUGGAGGGCAAGGUGGGCGCGUGGGAGGCGCAAUGGGGCGAGCUAGAACGGGCCUUCCAGCAGCAGAACCGGGAGUUUUUGGAAGUGGGGCGGGCGCUGCAGCGCGUGCAGGGGGAGAAGCGGGCAGUGGAGGGGGCAGUGAGGGAGAGGGCGGAGGAGGAGGCGGGGCGGCGGGAGGUGGUUGAGAGGACUGUGCGUGUGGCAGCUGAGGCAGUGGAGGUGGAGAAGGAAAUUGAUGAGAAGCGGCAGCAGGUGGCAGUGGCUGCAGUGGGGAAUGCUGCUGCGUGCUCUGGGCAAGGAAGCGAGGUGAGCAGGCGUUUGGAGAAGGAGGUGGAAUGGCUGCAGCAGGUGAAGGACGCGAAGGAGAGGGAGGUGGUGUUGCUGAUGAAGCGCGUGACGGAGAUGGAGGUGCGGGGCAGAGGGCAGUGGGAGCAGGCAGUGCAGCGGCAGGAGGCUGCUAUGAAGCAGGUGGAGGGGCUCUCACAGCAGCUGAGGGAGUCGCAGCAGCAGCUGGGUGGGAAGAGCAGCGAGGUGGAGAAGCUGGUGUGGACGGUGGAGCAGCUUCAAGAAGAGGUCAAGGCCAAGGACGCCCAAAUCACCUCUCUGCACAUGCAACUCCCAGCAGCAACCAAGGCAGUGGCUCUUGACUCCCCACUCAGAUCCCGUCCAGCAGCAGCAGCAGCAGCAGCAGAGCGAGGCAACUUCGCCCCUGCAAGCGAGCCCAGGCAGCAGCGGCCAUCUGAUUCAGCUCACGGGUCGCGGCGGGUGCGGCAGCGGCUGGGCGGCGUGCUAUCCGCCAUCCACAGCAUGGCGGCUACUCGCGAUGGCACUCGCAGCCCGUUUGGGUUCAGGGGGGUGGGAGCUGGCAAUGAAGGUGCAGCAGCAGCAUCUACUGCUGGUGGUGCUGCUGCUCUGUAUGCCUCCACGUCAGCUGGGUGCAGUAGGCUGGGUACUGCUGCUUCUGUGAGCUGCGGGACCGGAGGAGGGGAGGGUGAGGAGUUUUACACGCCCAUGACCAAUUUGCCCUUCAGCCCGGAGAGUGCGGGGUAUAGUGGAGAUGGGGUGGAGGCGAGUGGAGGGGGGCAGGACGGUGGUGGUGGUGGAAGCGUGAAGGGGAGCAGGGUGAAGGGGCAUGGAUGGGGUGUGGGGCACGGAGGGGCUGUUGGUGGAAGUGCGAAGAAGCGAGGCUGGGGGAGUGGCGUUGGCAAGUGUGUUGGGAGUGAUGAGAACACGCCCUUGAUUCCUGACGGCCCGCAAUCAGGUACAGUUCAGUCCAUCCCUUUCCCCUUCCAUACAGCCUGCCCCCUUCCUCUGCAUUCCCAACACCUGUAUACCCCCGAGACGUGGUCAUGGGACGAUCAGGUGGCGAAGAAAGUAGAGCCGUGGGACGGCGUGCGAAACCACCAAGCGGCGAACAACAUGAAAGCCAUGAAGACCGGCGACCUCGCCUUCUUUUACCACUCAGGCAAGGAGCGUCGAGUCAUGGGAAUUGUCCAAAUCUGCAAGGAGUAUUACCCCGAUCCCAGCGACAAGUCGGAGAAAUUCGGCAUGGUGGAUGUGGAGACCGUUGAGGCGUUCCCGAGCCCGGUCACGCUGCGUGCUAUUAAGGAGGACUCGCGAUUGAGUCACAUCGCGCUGGUGCGCCAAUCUCGGCUAUCGGUGAUGCCUGUUGACGAAGCGGCUUGGGAUAUUAUCAAGGAGCUCGGGUUUAGAGCGCCGGAUUUGGAUGAGAAUGGAGAUAAGGAAGAGAAGGAAGGCAAGGAAGAGGGGAGAGAGGCAGGCAGAGGAGACAAGGGAGAAAAGGGAGAAAAGGGAGGGGGAGAGAUUUCUGAAGGGCAAGAAUCAGUUCAAGGUGGCAAGAAGGAGUUGGAGCAGUUUGGUCAUUCUGAGGGGGGACCCAAGAGAAGACGGAAGAGAAACUAA
Molecule: messenger RNA, 7320 nt
Organism: Closterium sp. Naga37s-1
Lineage: Eukaryota; Viridiplantae; Streptophyta; Zygnematophyceae; Desmidiales; Closteriaceae
Source: the annotation of a GenBank genome assembly